AUGGCUGCUGAGUUAUGUCUAUCAUCACGGUUGAUAGAACUUCUUGGUGAUCGUUUAUUAUACGGUUCGACGACAGUGGAGAUUAAUGAGUCGACGUUCAAUGGUUCUUUAAUCGCAUUGUAUUUCGUCCCAUUAGGCAAUGAAACUGUUCAUACGAACGAUUUACGUGAUCUAUAUAAAACUGUAAACGAAAACGAGAAGACUCUCAGUAUUAUCCAGAUUUGUUAUCCAGAUACGGCAGUUGAUCGAAAAUGUUUUGACGGAUUGACCAAUAACGUUCCAUGGUAUUCGGUUCUUUAUGAAAACGUGGAGAAGCGGGUAAGCGAAUAGAAAACAUUAUAACUGGUAUAAAUUUCCUCAUUAAAAAUGUUCUUUUUAAAUAAGUACAAGAUAGAAAAUAACAGUAAUAUUAAACUGGUUUGAAUUACGAAAUCAAAAUUAAAAAUGAAUACAUUUUAUUAUUACCUAAUCUAGUAAUGGUAAAAAUGAGUUUUUCAACCAAAUAUUUUAGACUCUGAACGUAACGAGGGAGCUAUUUGUUUUACAAUGUUUAUUUUUUUCCAUCUUUGUUCUAGUUUGUGGACACGUUUUACCCUAGUAAACUUGUUCCGAUGUAUAAGUGUUGUACCUUUUAUGAAAGUUCAAGCUGUCUAGAUUGUACUUUAAAAAUGUCAUUUUUUGAUUUUCGACUUCAUUUUUUAAAUAAAAGCGCUUAAGUGGGAAAAAACUUAGGAAAACAUACAAUUUCACAAUUUCAUUAUUUUAUAAAAAUACGGACGACGUUUUCUACCAGAAAAAAUCACAAGACACCUUUUUUCGUUGCCUUUUUGAUUUAAUUUCUUACGGUAUUAUUACCAACAUUUUUAAGGAAUUUAAAUUUUUGGGAACUUUUUACGGUAAUUCGGUUAUAAAUACACGUAGAGACUUGCAACUUAGUAAUAAUACUUAUAUUGAACUUACCUAGACGUGGUAAAAUUUCUAAAAUUAUCGGACAACUUUUUUUUUUUAAUAAGCGUUUUUAAACCAAAUUUAAACGAAAAUCGCAAAAAAAAUUACGGUACUUCAAAUUAUGUAUUAUCGAACUGCGCUCGAAAACGUCUUUAUUUAAGCAAUGGUUUAUCAUUGCUUACAGAUAUAAAUGAAAUAACCUUAUGUAUCCAACCUUCACAACUUCUCACCUACAACAGUGGCAACUUCCAACCCCUGAAUUCAGCUCUUUUUUUAAUUUGAUUUUAAUAUCAUAGAUAUUACGUAAUUUAGGGUCUAAUCAUCCUAAUAAUUUUAAAAUAAAAUAUUUAAAAAAAGUUGUCUUAACAUUAAAAUACAACUUUACUAUAAGUAGGUAAAUUCCUUUAUCUGUGGUAGGUACCUACAUUAUUAUUUGAGCGAUUACCUUGAUCAAUAUAUAUUUUAUUUAUAUUAAUACCUAUAGUUUGUUUACACGUGCGUACUAAAAAACUAUACUUUUAAAAUAAAUACCUGUAUUAAUAUUGAUCAAUAUACACAGGGUGAUUUGUUUAUCAUUAUCAAUGAUCAUUCAUUAUUUCGCAAAGUAACUGUUUUGAAAAAAAAAUGUUUGCCUAUAAUUUAAGAAAAACAAGUAGAUCUAAAAUGUUACAUUACCAUUUUUUUAUCAUUUUCAUUUUUGGGAGUAAAACAACUUCUACUUUUAAUUUUAAAAUGAUAGUAGUGAAGUAUUAUUCAAAUAUCGCGUGCAUUACCCUGCCAUACAAACACUCCGCUAUUUUCUCCCCGCUCAAACCUAAAACUGGAAUAUCUCGUGAAUGGAUUGACGGAAAUCAAAAAUUUCAACACCAACAUUUUGGUGUUGAUCAAAUACUCUAUCAAUUUAUUGAAAUUUGAAUGUAACUUACCAUUUGAAAAUCCAAAGUUGGUAUAGAAUGACAUGGUAUUACAUUUAAAAAUUUGUGUGACAAAAUAUAAUAAAAAUGUAACAUUUUAGAGCUGCUUGUUUAGAAAAUUAUCAAACAGUUUUAGAAACAAGUCAAUACUUCGCCAAACAAUGAGUAUUCAAGGACAAAAUCUAUACAAAAUAAUCAAAUAAUUUUACCGAUUGUAGUACUGUAGUAGGUACUGUACCUAAAAAUGUACAGGACUUUGCUUUAGGUGAUUAAGAAUUAUUACAAUGAAGACCCUUCUAUGGUCAAAAUCCCAAAAGUGCGAUUUAGUAACCCCUCGGGAUUCUCGUAUUUUAAUAACAACUGCUCCUUCCCCACUAUGAGUAUCAGUUCUAUUUAAGCUUUAACGCACAUUAUUUCUCCCCAAGAUUUGGCACCCUCGAUAAUUUUUUUCAUUUUAUUGCUCUGGGGUUGCCAGUUUUGCUUAGCGACUCCACACGCACUUGCUAUCCAUGCAUUAACCAUAGUUGGGGAAGUGUCGCUGAUUUAUUAUAGUUUUACGCAUUCACUAACCCUCUCCUUUGUUGUUACACUUAGAUUUCCACCACUUUAAAAUCAAUACUACCAUAUACAUUACUACAUUAAUUAUAUACUAUUUUUUCAUUUUUUUAUUUCGAAGUUCAAAGUAACUAUUAAAACCUUUAUUUUAACAGACCGGUGCAUGUUCUUAUUGCACACUAUUGAUUUUCUGUUGCCAUUAAAUAAAGAAAAGUACUAUUGUAGAAUUAACUAUGCCGAUAUUAUAUUAAAUAUAAAUCUAUAUUUAUAGGUUAUAAUAUGGUUGUUAUAUUAUAAUAGGUUAAUAUAAUUAUUAUUAUUUUUUUUUUGUUUGAAAGAAAUAUCUAGAUAAUAUAUCUUGAGAAAUAUCUUGAUUUAUAUAUUUAAUAUUAUACUUACAUAUGCCUUUAUUGGUAAAUAACUUACCCAUAUUGACCUCUAAAUAUGCAUUUUUUAUGUGUAUUUGAUUUUGUGGUUUUCAGAUUCGUUUGAGACACAAAUAUCAUGUUGAAAAUGGUGAAACCUUGUUAAUUUUAAACGAUAAUCGUUUAGAAAAAGUUCAUACUCGAAAUGGACUAAAACUUCUAUCUUGUGGUAAAAGUUUUCCAUGGAUGGAGUUUUGGAAUGAAAAAGUUUGUCAAGAUGCAUUAAAACUUUUCUCAAAGGAAGCUAAUGAUACCAUAUAUGGUUUAUAUUUUUCGGCACAUUGGGUAUUAAUUAUGAUUUAUUCUAAUGAAGUAAUAUUUAAUAUUUACAAACUCUUUCAUUUAUAGUGCCCACCAUGCAAGGCUUUUAUUCCACAGCUCAUUCAUGCUUACAAUAGCAUAAAAAAUAAAAUCAAGUUUGAAAUAAUUUUCAUUAGUUCUGACAGGUAUAGUAAUACUAUGGUCAAUAUUGUAUCAUUUAUAUGAUAGUUUAUCUAACCUGUACUUAGGUACCUAAUUCAAAUCAAAUACAAUAUAUUAAAUUAAAUGUAGUUUUCGUUUUAAAUUAAUUAUAAGUACCAAUUAUACUGUUUUAUUAUUAUAAUCUAGUAAAACAAAAUGUUACCUACAAACACUUUCACUUUUUAAUAAUUUGUAUGGUUUUAUUUAUUGUAACAUAUAAUUUAAAGUAUCAAUAAUAAUAUCAAAAUGUUUACUUUUAUUUUUAGAUUAUAUAUUCAUGUUUUAAAUCAUAAUUGCAUAUUAUAUAGCAGAUUGAGUAUUUAUUAUUAUUAUAUUUUUUUUAAAAUAUUUUUAAUAUAAGGUAUUCAUGAUAUUUUUAUAUUAACAAUAUGUAAUUUGUUUUAAUUAUUAAACAAACAAAUCUAUAGUUUAAAGUAAAUGUAUAGAUUUUGAUUAGGUAUUAUUUAUUAACAUUAUAUAAAUAGUGUGUUAUUAUUUCAGAAGUGAACAAUCUUAUAACUCUCAUGCAUUAUUAAUGCCUUGGCUUUCUAUUCCAUACACCAAUACUACAUUACGACAAGAUCUGACUGAAUGUUUUAAUGUCCGUGGUAUCCCUUACCUAGUGUUGAUAGAUAAAAAUGGAAAUAUUAUUACAGAAAAUGCUCGCGCAGAAAUUAUUGAAGAUCCUGAUGGUUUGGUAAAAUAUUUUUGUUUCUUAAUUAAAGAAUAAUUGCUCAUAUAUAUUGAUGUAUUAUUGUAUUAUAAUUUGUUAUUAUGUUAAAUAUUUAUUUACAGUAUUUCCCAUGGAGAAAACGAUUUGUGUAUUCACUUUCCUCAAGACUAUUACCCAAACUUCAAAAUUAUCCAGCUGUAGUUUUAUUCAUCGAAGGAGACCAAGAAGAAGAACUAGAAUUAGCAGAAGGUGUUUUAUUACCUAUUGCACAGCAAGUUGCGAGAACUAAAACUAAUGCAUUAUAUGAUCUCUUAUUCUUUAUAGCACCUGAUGUAUGUAUAUACUAAAUGGACAUUAAUAUAUCAUACCUAGAGAAAUCACUUGUACAAAUUUGAAAACUACUUAUAUAAAAUUUGUUGAAUUUAUCAAUUUUAAAUUUAAAUAUUAUUCAACUUCAAAGAUGUAAAAUUUAUUUAGAAUUAACUGUUUUUGGUAUUUUAUUGCCAUAUCAAAUAAUUAAAUAUUGUAUUCUCAUAUUUUAAUAACAAUAUUAUCAAAUAGUGAAAUGUGCUUGUUUAACGAGAACUAUGUUAAAAAAUAUUUGUUGCGAUAACUAUCAACCUGCUCGAAUCAAUACAAAUUUAAACAAAUUAUUAUUAGCAAUGACAGUAAUAAUUAAAAAAAUAAAUAACUUACAGCAUAGUUAAAUAAAGUAAUUACUAAUAGGUGAUAUCCAUAAAAUUAAUAUAAAUUGUUUUACCUAUUUCCACGAAAAGAUAAAAUAGUUGGUUAUACUAUGUCAAAAAAUUUAUUUUUCAUGAUAAUAAUAUAUUUAAUAAUUCAUAACAAUAUUGAUUUUUCUAAGUGGGUAUGAUAUUUUUCUAUAAAUAUGUAAAUUAAUUAUAAAUCAAUAAAAUACUAUUUAUAUUUUACAGGAUGGUACAUCAGAUACUUUAAGACAUUUCGCAAGACUGGCUGAUGAUGCAGCCCCAUUAUUAACUCUCAUAGAUAUCCCAAUGGCCAGAAUUUCAGUCAUGGAAUAUGGAAUUCAUAUAACAGAAAAAUCUAUUAUGAAUUUUGUUCGUGGGUUUUUUGAUGGAACAAUGAUAUUUUCACCAAUACUUUAA
Molecule: messenger RNA, 5104 nt
Organism: Cinara cedri
Lineage: Eukaryota; Metazoa; Arthropoda; Insecta; Hemiptera; Aphididae
Source: the annotation of a GenBank genome assembly